Messenger RNA from Rotaria sp. Silwood2, 957 nucleotides. Lineage: Eukaryota; Metazoa; Rotifera; Eurotatoria; Philodinida; Philodinidae. The record is from the annotation of a GenBank genome assembly.
AUGAUGGUAGAAAGUAUACCUUAUGGUUUUCAAAUGAUUUUGCUAGGUUGUGGUGGUACACCUCAAUAUCUCAAUCGUCUACUGGCUAAACAUGCUAAUGAAUUUCGACGUGUUGAAAUCAUGAGCAUUCUUCCUCUUGAUAAUACAUUUACCGAUCCAAAAUUAAAGGAUAGCUUUUUUGUUAAUAGUCUUUUUGCAUCGGCUUUCGUUCGACCAUGUAUUGCUAAUGGUACAGCAUCGUAUAUUCCAGCUUUUCUUAGCGAAAUGCCUCGUCUUUUCGAUCAAAAUAUUCUUCCACUUGAUGUUGUUCUCAUACAAGUAUCACCACCUGAUAAACAUGGUUAUUGUUCACUUGGUGUUUCGGUUGAAGCAACAAGAGCUGCUUUACGAAAUGGGAAAAAAAUUUUUGCUCAAAUAAAUCGAAAUAUGCCACGUGUACAUGGUGAUACAUUUGUACAUAUAAAUAAAAUCGAUGCUUAUGUUGAACAUGAUGAACCAUUAAUUGAAGUAGAUUAUUCAAAAGAAAUUUCUGAUGCCGAAAGAACAAUUGGAAAACGAGUAGCUGAAUUAAUUGAUAAUGGAAGUACACUUCAAUUGGGUAUUGGCACAAUUCCAGAUUGUGUAUUAAAAUCUCUUGAAGAUCAUAAAGAUUUAAGUAUAGCAUCAGAAAUGAUAUCUGAUGGUGUUAUGACAUUAAUGGAAAAAGGUGUCGUUACGAAUCGUUAUAAAAAAUUUCAUCCUGGAAUAACAACAUGUACAUUUAUAUUGGGCACAAAAAAACUUUACGAUUUUGUUAAUGAUAAUCCAAAUAUAUUUGCUUUUGAUGUUGGAAUAACCAAUGAUCCAGCACGAAUUCGUCAAAAUCCAAAAAUGUGUGCUAUUAAUGCUGNCAGAAAAAUUCGUUUGAUUUUCUGUAAAAAUUUCAACCAAUCAUUUUCAUUUGUCAAACUUGAUUGA